CGAUUCCCCACACUCAUCCAUCCGUCGCGCUUUCCUUCUUGCGCCUCUAUCGUGUUCUUCUCUUCGGUAGAUUCGUUCUUGACUCAUGGCGUCGGGGAUCGGCGGCUUUGGCGGUCCCACCCUCGACUUCAUCCGCGAGCACCUCUUCGCCGACCUCCCCCCGACUCCCCCCUCCUCCGCCUUCUCCCUGCCGCCGCCCGUCGCCACCGGCUCCGGCUACUGCUUCCCCGAACCGGACGUGCCCAUGAUCAGCUUCGGCGCCGACUCGCCUCUUCUUUCCCCCGCCUCCGCCGACCGCCGGCCCUCCUUCACCGUUGCUCUCCCACCCGCUCCCCAGUUCGGCUGGACGGAGGCCUCGGCGAAGGAGAAACGGCCCGCGGCGGGUCAGGGCGACGCCAGGCGGUACCGGGGCGUCCGGGAGCGGCCGUGGGGGAAGUUUGCGGCGGAGAUCCGCGACCCCAACCGCCGGGGGUCGAGGGUCUGGCUCGGGACCUUCGACACGGCCGUGGAUGCCGCUCGCGCCUACGACCGCGCCGCCUUCCAGAUGCGCGGCCGCAAGGCCAUCCUCAACUUCCCCAACGAGAUCGGGUGCUCCGGCGACAGGGCCUCGCCCCCUCUGCCGGCUGCCUCGGGGAAGAGAAAGAGGGACGCGGAGGAGGUGGCGGAGGCGAGGAAGAUCAAGAAGGAGGUGAGGUCUCCCGAAUCCGAGGUCAUCGACCCGGACCAUCUGCCGUCAGGGUGCCCCUUGUCACCCUCGAGCUGGGACAGCUUGUGGGGCUUCGAGGAGGCGGACACGAAGGGCUUGUUCGACAUGCCGCCGCUGUCUCCGCUUCCAUCGCUGGGGUGCGCACAGCUCCUAGUAAGCUGAGGCUCGAAAUGGGCAACGGGGAAGAAGACAAAAAAGAGAGACUAUAUAUAUAUAUAUAUAUAUAUAUAAUAUAAGAAUUGGAUGUAAAUAUGAACAUCUCAUGGGAUCAUAGCAUGACAUUUUAUAUGGUUUCAUUAACUUGUGUACCUCAUCUACUACUGUAGAUCGAAGGAUCUCCGAAUUGUUAACAUCAUUGAGUUCAUUGUUCCCUUUA
This is a messenger RNA of Musa acuminata AAA Group (dessert banana), 1082 nucleotides long. Its product is annotated as ethylene-responsive transcription factor ERF105. The transcript has a single exon. Gene Ontology annotation, molecular function: DNA binding; DNA-binding transcription factor activity. Gene Ontology annotation, biological process: ethylene-activated signaling pathway; regulation of DNA-templated transcription. Bases 86 to 868 code for a protein of 260 amino acids. Lineage: Eukaryota; Viridiplantae; Streptophyta; Magnoliopsida; Zingiberales; Musaceae. The record is from RefSeq and is a predicted model, not a curated record.